Molecule: messenger RNA, 1515 nt
Organism: Aspergillus calidoustus
Lineage: Eukaryota; Fungi; Ascomycota; Eurotiomycetes; Eurotiales; Aspergillaceae
Source: the annotation of a GenBank genome assembly
AUGGCGGACCAUGCCUUCAUUCGCUACGAGCAAAUACUUCUUGACACUCGCAACCGCCUGCAUUCGUUGAUUCGACGAGGAGACGUGAAACCAUGGCUGCUAUGGCAUGCCCUGCUUCCUAUGGUGCUACCCUUUGUGGCGCUUCUUAUCCCUCGGCGCAAAGGUGGCUGGUUUAUACGACCGAUUCUCUUUUCCGCUACGCUUAGCAUAAUCAUCGAGAUUAUUCUAUACCGCCGUGCACUACUAGGAGCCAAUGGAUACAUGGUUGGGUUGAUUAUGGUAUGGUGGCUUGUAUGGAGUUCGACGCUUCUCUUCUUCAACGAUAUCGAGCGGGACUUUCGCCGGAUUGAGCGAAUACAGACCAUCAAGACCAAGAGCCUUACUGGCCAAGGGCAUGGUCAUCUCAAUGGCAACAAUUCCAAAUCUGAUGUGGUUAACUCUUUAGUAUGGCAGCCUUAUCCUCAGUCGUUCGUACACCGUCUAGGUUGGACAGCCGCUCUGUUGCUGAAUUUGAGAGGCCCUGAUUUCAGCUUUAGGAUCUCCUCUCUCGAUCCAUUGCCUUUUCAGCUCGCUUCGAAACAGCACACUGCCGCCAGCAAACAUUCAUACACUAGCGCAAAAGCACAAUUACGCGCCGCUGCUGCGCGGUUUCUCAUCUCCUAUUUGGCUAUAGAUGUGCUUAAGCUGAUGUUCAUCCGGGAUCCGUACUUUUUUGGCACCCUCUCUGCCCCAGCUCCGUUUCCGUUCAAUUACCUCUCAGCGGUUCCAUGCAUGGUGCAAGUAUAUCGCUUUCUCGCGACUGGCAUGGGCGUUUACUUUGCUCUUCAGUUUGUGACUCCACUCAACCCGUUGUUUUUCCUUGGCCUUUCCACGGCUUUUCCCAAUGCGAUCCGCGCAUUCACAGCAACACCUCUCGAUGCCACUUGGCUAUAUGCCGACCAAUUCGGCCCUAUCAUAGCUAUCCUGGACAGUGGCCUCGCCGGCGCCUGGAGCACCUGGUGGCACCAAAUGUUCCGGUUCGGAUUUGUCUCCACAGCCAAAUGGAUCAUGUCGUUUUUGCCGCACGCCAUUUCCUCUCGUCGUAUUAUACGACGUGUAAUCAUCACAGUCGUCGCCUUCGGUAUUAGUGGCUUGAUGCACGCCUCGGGAAGUUACACUCAGCUCGGCGACACCUGGCCCAUUGGCCCUUUUCUCUUCUUUAUCCUUCAAGCUGCUGGAGUGUUCAUUCAAGAUUCAUGCUCUCGCAUCCUAGUACCAGUACUUACGACUCAAGGCAUCCCGCCUGCGUGCUGGCUACGUAGGCUUGGUAAUGGAAUCUUCGCCGUUGGCUGGCUGCUGCUUACUGCGAGUUUUAUUGCCGAUGAUUUUGCGAAGGGCGGGCUAUGGUUGACUGAGCCUUUGCCUGUUAGCCCAAUCCGUGGACUCAUGGGCCGAGGCUGGCUCUGUUGGCGGACUGCCUGGUUCGAGUAUUAUGAUGAUGGGACUUUUUGGGGGAGUGGUAUACGUAUUAUAUAA